AUGGAGCAACAAGAAAAGAAGAAGAGAAAAAACUACCGAAGAAGAAGACAAUCCAAAUCAGUCUCGUCUUUCCAUAUCGAUCUAACGUCAGAGAUACUCUUACGUCUGCCUGAGAAAUCAGUUGCUAAGUUUCGUUGCGUGUCAAAGCUUUGAUCAUCAAUCACCACCGAACCAUAUUUCAUCAACUUGUUCGAAACUCGGUCCCCAAAGAUGAGUCUUCUACUCUGCUGCAGAAAAGAAGACGGGUUCUUUGUCUCCUCGAUUCCACAAUAUAAUCGUAUUUCGAACAGGUCUUCUUACUCUUCUUCUCAUCCUAUUGAUCGUCAUCAUGUGAAAUUCCCAGGAAAAUACAGUCGCUUACGUCCUACGGCAUCUGUCCAGGGCUUGAUCUGUUUUCAAGAAUCAGAGACGCUCCUAAUUUGGAACCCUAGCAAGAGACAGUUUUUAACCUUACCCAAACCUAGAAAGAGCUGGGAUGAUUUAACAGUCUUAUUAGGAUACGAUCCCAUUAAUGAUAAACACAAAGUAGUGUGCCUUUCCGAUGAUAAAGAUUGUGAUGUGUGCCGAGUUUUAACUCUGGGAUCCGCUCAAGAAUCAUGGAGAACGGUCAGAACUAACUAUAAUCAUCAUUUUUAUGAUUCAGGGCGAUGCAUCAAGGGGGUUAUAUAUUAUACUCUUAAGGCUGCCUGA
This is a messenger RNA of Eutrema salsugineum, 690 nucleotides long. Its product is annotated as putative F-box protein At1g47790. Gene Ontology annotation, molecular function: protein binding. The record is from RefSeq and is a predicted model, not a curated record. Lineage: Eukaryota; Viridiplantae; Streptophyta; Magnoliopsida; Brassicales; Brassicaceae. The transcript has a single exon.